AAGCUAUUAGCAUUAAAUAGCGAAACGUCAGUAAAAACAAUAUCGUUUUGUGAAAUACAAAACGCCUUUAUUCUAAUGAAUAUCACUUAACUAAUUUAAUGGAUUCACGUAAAAUGCUUUGCGAUCAACUACGUGCUAUUGAAAGCAAAAUAGAAGGUUGUCAACAAAAUGAUGAACCAUACGAUAUGUAUGUUAAUGAAAUGAACAGUCUAACAGAGACAAUUCAAUCACAAACACAACAGAUAAGUGAUGCUGGUGUACGAUCAUCAACUGAUGCAGGAGGUUGUUGUGGUGUCGCUGCAUCAGAUCCUGAUUGUCAGAUAUUAUCGUGUCGUUUAGUACAAUAACAUAAUAUUCAAGAAGCAGGCAUAGCUUUGAAAUAUUUAUUUGAAAAAAGUAAAUCUUUGAUUGUUAGUUUUGUAUGCAAAAAAUGUUUAUUGUCUUUAGUCGUUGUGUAACACCAGAAGACAAGGACCAGGCAACAGAUCGUUUAUUAAGGUAAUCAACACGUAUUUAUAUAUUUUCACGUACAUUAUUAUAGAUUAUUUAAGCAAACAAAUACAGUCUUCUAAUUGGUUGUUUCUCACUGAAAGUUAAUCUUUCAUCUCUUAGUGGCUGUUUCUUGAAUAUCACAUCAUCUAUAUGCUAACUGUAUCCGCCUAUGCAAAGUCUGGUUUGGUUGGUUGUUGAAUAAGUCUUUGUUCAUAUUUUCUCACGACCAAUAUUGGGGACGUAAAAUUUGACGUAAAUUACUGUCUGCCAAUUUGGCUAGCAGCCUGCUCUCUCCACACUCGUCCCCCCGUCAAAUAGUUUGGACUGAAGUCGGCUUGAUCUUCUUGGUGCUGGCGUCAUCGUUGGCUUGUCUCGCUCUAUCCAUUUCUGGAGCUCGCUGAUGUUCACCCGCUUCUCUGUGUUUGCAUUUUCGGUGGUAUAUACUUGACCCGUCUCUCAGUGACCGUGUAUGGUCCUUCCCGCUUCGGUAGCAGUGUUCGCGACCAUGGUGCGUAUCCGCCGGUGUUUCGCCUAUCUCUACAUUUGACUUGAUCUCUGAUCUCGAAUCCGGGGUACUUCCCCUUUCGCCUCAGUUCGGUUUUCACAGUGUCCACUUUCUGUUUUCGUUUUACGUUGUUGAUGGCUUUUCUCCUCUCCGUCCGCCAUCUCGUCAUACUCCAAUGCUGAUGGAGGGGCCAGGUCUUGUUAAGUAUCGGUAUCCGUGGUUUCCUCCCAGUUAACAGCCUUUGUGGCCAGCCACUCUUUCAGGGUGUGGUUAUUUCUCUCGGUCAGCCCGUUCGUUUGUGGGUGAUAUGGCGUUGUUCUAAUUUUCAUGAUACCUAACUGUUGCAACCGACCUUCAAACUCUUCGCCUUCAAACCAAGGACCUUGGUCUGUCAAUAUUGCUUUUGGCACACCGUGAUUUGCAACGAUAUGUAGAACCACUGCUUCUGUGACCGUUUUUGUGCGUUGAUCAGGGAUCGCGACUGCGUCUAGCCAUCGUGUGGCAUGUUAUGUCAUGACCAGAAGAUAUUGAUUGCCAUUGGACGUUAGUCGAAAAGGUACCAUUAGGUCUACGGAAUCGACUGCGGUGACGGUCGUAUGUACUGAUCACCUUUCAUCAGCU
Molecule: messenger RNA, 1618 nt
Organism: Trichobilharzia regenti
Lineage: Eukaryota; Metazoa; Platyhelminthes; Trematoda; Strigeidida; Schistosomatidae
Source: the annotation of a GenBank genome assembly